AUGGGCAACAACCUUGAGGAUUUUGAUACUUUUAACCUGAAAACCUUCAAACUCCCCGCAAAAUUCAAUCAUUCUACGCAAAGGAAUGAUGAACAUUUUAACGAUGAGCAAUUUCGAAUGGACCUAUCCACACCCCCACGCCGGUGGGAGAACUGGGUGGUGAAGCUAAUAUUUGACAAGUUAGGAAAAGAAAAGCACGGCAACGGUUUCUAUGUUAACGUUCCCAACUCCAACUUUGACGUUAUUCUGACGGCUGGACAUAAUCUCGUCGACAAGCCGGAGCAUUAUUGCUCCAAUAUUAGGAUCAUUCAUGACCCUCACACCAAACAAGAUAUCCCGGUGACGCCUGAUAUGAUUCGUGUCUGCCAGAAUUAUUUCCAAGAGCCUAGUGAACUCAACGCCAUAUUCGACUAUGGAGUCAUCUUAUUGAAGAGGGGGAAACAGGACCGUCAUCGUGGAUUCGGUUUCAAUAUUAUGCUAGGGCUUGCACCACUGCCGAGAGAGAAGAUGUCUUCUGAAGACGAGAAAAAAGACAUACUUCAGGAUAGUUUAGUAUAUGUCAGUGGCUAUAUGCCAGGAGAUUCCCCUCCCGAUAAUCCCAGGAGGUCGGAAGGUAGAUGUAUUGGGGCGAAGCCCAACCAGUUACGAUACACAGCCGAUGCUAUGCAAGGUAUGAGUGGCGGUCCUGUAUGGAUGGGAUUUCGCGGUGUCGAGACAGCAGUAGCGAUCCACAACUAUGGCCCAGAAAGAAAGGGCCAAGGAAAUAGGGGAUCAAGAUUGAACUUCAGCGUUUGGCGUACCAUCUUUAAAUGGGUCAAUGUUGGCUGGCGUGAUAAAUCACUUCAUUACAGGGGUUCUUCCACCUAUAUCAUGCACCUUCACCUACCACGAGACUCUAUCUUCAGAAACGCCGCUUCUAACGAGGGUCGGGUCCGUGUAGGCAAGCCUGGUCGUAUAGAAACAUUAUUCGAUGUCCUACCUGUAUCAGCUAGACCAGAGGCGAAAGAAUUGAAUGCUGGCUAUGGCUUUUCCCUGCGAACUCCUUUAUGCCCUAACAAUGGUUCUACGAAGACGAAGACUGCUACAUCACCUCUUGUCUGGGUGAGAUGGGAUCCGGCGAAGGGAAUGAAGGGCAGGGUUUCGCUCACGAAGCGCUUUGAUGAUCGGUGCGAGGUUAAAAUUCCAACGUUGAUUGCUCAACCGGGAAGGCCAUUUUCGAUACAAGCACAAGACGAGGAUAGCUGGAAAGAAGUGCGCAUGAAAAUGGAACAUGUCGGGGAGGAAGUCUUAGAGCUUCUAGAUGACGACCCACAGAGUUCCCACGACACGUCAGAGAUAUCAUUCAUCCCACUUACGAAGGACAAGCUAUUUGAAUUCAAGUAGGAAGAGACUGGUAGUUCUGAUCUAUGAUAUGCAUUUGCAGCAGGCGGGCCAUCAUAACCUGUUCCUACAGAACGAUUUAGGUGAACUAAGACAAUUUGUUUACUAUUAGCAAGGGUAUAAUUAAGAUAUUAAUACACCAGUUAUUCUGCUGCUUAGAAAUAUAGCAGGGAAACCCUUGCUUCUCACUUCACAUAGCUUCUCAAUCCGGCAGAAAACUCAUCAACUCUGCAGAUAAUU
Molecule: messenger RNA, 1620 nt
Organism: Annulohypoxylon truncatum
Lineage: Eukaryota; Fungi; Ascomycota; Sordariomycetes; Xylariales; Hypoxylaceae
Exons: 4
Coding region: 1-1383 (460 amino acids)
Source: RefSeq, a predicted model, not a curated record